This is a messenger RNA of Caenorhabditis elegans, 842 nucleotides long. RefSeq lists its product as uncharacterized. The transcript has 4 exons. The record is from RefSeq and is marked reviewed. NCBI's taxonomy places the organism in Eukaryota, Metazoa, Nematoda, Chromadorea, Rhabditida, Rhabditidae. Bases 97 to 543 code for a protein of 148 amino acids.
GUUUCAGGAGCGCAUUCCGACGACGCCCGACGUCCCAUCUCUGAUUGGUGCAGGUACCAACAGAUGUGCUAUCCAGUGGAACCACCGAAAAAAGAGAUGGGUUUCGACGCGUCGGUGCUCAAAAGUGUGCUCGAACAGUUUGUCGAUGAGAUCGGAGAGGAAUCGGUUGAUCUGAUCGAAGAUCGACCACGUUUUGCACAUGCUGUCGUUGUUGUCACGGAUGAUGCUACAGGUGAACUGUGUCAAGCAUCUUGCAUCAGACAACUUGAUGAUGUCAUUCUACAUGAGACAAGUGUGGCAAAUGUAACAUCUGAAUGGAUGGAUGAGGAAAUUCAACGUGCUCUCCGUGAGCUCACUGAGUCACGUGAACUUCUAGACACUCCGCGUAAUAGUGUCUUUGUAGAAGAGAAACAUGAGAAGCAGAAGACUGUAACAACCACUACAACCAGUACAGAGACCAGUCGUAACACCAGUAGCCGAGUUGAGUUUCCAUCAAUGGCUCGUCGUACCCGUUCUACAUCUGCUGCUCGCCGUUUCAACUGAAUAUCGCCCACCAUGUCAAUUUUGCUUUUUUCACCAUUCGCUAUGCAUCGAAUUAUGGCCAACUUCGCGUUUCUUCAGCUUAUUCGUUUCAAAAUUCAUAUCGUACUCAAUAUGAACGAAGUUUUCCUGAAAAGUCCCCUCCCAAUCCGAAACUUUAACACCCGUUUGUCGUCCACACCCUCCCCUGCUUUUUUGCGAUCUCAAGGCUUAUAUUUUUAAUCAACGUCAUUAUUUUUCAAUUCGAAAAAUAUUCUAGAAUUCGUCUAGAAAACUCGAAAAUGAAACAUUUAUUUUUAUAA